GCCCCCCAUGUCGUCCUCGAAUCCUAAGCCAUAUGUCCAGGCAGGCGAGCCGCUGCAGGACUUUCUGCGCUCCUUCUGGCAGCGCCAGGUCGACGCCGCCGAGCAGGAGACACCCGACUACCGCCACCCGCCCCUGCCCCUCGCGCGCAUCAAGAAGGUCAUGAAGAGCGACCCGGAGGUCAAGAUGAUCGCAGCGGACGCACCCAUCCUCUUCUGCAAGGCCUGCGAGAUCUUCAUCUCUGAAAUCACCGCGCGCGCGUUCAUCAUUGCCGACUCGAACAAACGCCGCACGCUCUCGCGCGCGGACAUCGCCAAGGCGCUCAGCAAGUCCGACCAGUUCGACUUCCUCAUCGACAUCGUCCCGCGCGAGGAGCCGCUCACGGGCGCGCCCGCCGCGGCGUCGCGCGUGCAGAAAAAGGCCGGCGGCGCGCCGUCGAAGCUCGAGCAGCUGCAGACGCUCCUCAAUCCCCCGGGUGCGGAGAAGUGACCGAACGUCUCCGUCUCUUAGAAGCGUGUGCGGGUUUUCUUGCUCCUCUUUGCAUCCUUGCUUUCGUGGUCCGUCCGUAUUGUCAACUAAGCACACUGUAACAUAGCUCCUUCGAGCAAUCUAGCACAAGCACUACUAAUGACCGCAA
Messenger RNA from Postia placenta MAD-698-R-SB12, 635 nucleotides. RefSeq lists its product as hypothetical. The record is from RefSeq and is a predicted model, not a curated record. The transcript is spliced from 5 exons. Gene Ontology annotation, cellular component: CCAAT-binding factor complex; nucleus. Lineage: Eukaryota; Fungi; Basidiomycota; Agaricomycetes; Polyporales; Adustoporiaceae. Gene Ontology annotation, molecular function: DNA-binding transcription activator activity, RNA polymerase II-specific; protein heterodimerization activity. Gene Ontology annotation, biological process: regulation of DNA-templated transcription. The coding region runs from base 8 to 487 and encodes 159 amino acids.